Molecule: messenger RNA, 1890 nt
Organism: Ipomoea nil (Japanese morning glory)
Lineage: Eukaryota; Viridiplantae; Streptophyta; Magnoliopsida; Solanales; Convolvulaceae
Product: G-type lectin S-receptor-like serine/threonine-protein kinase CES101
Exons: 7
Coding region: 1-1890 (629 amino acids)
Biological process (GO): protein phosphorylation
Molecular function (GO): protein kinase activity; ATP binding
Source: RefSeq, a predicted model, not a curated record
AUGGGUUUUAGUCAACAUGUGGGUCUUUCUUCUUCAUCAAUCCAAACCAGGAACAACCUCAACUCUCAUCUCCUCCCCAUAAUCUUAUCUCUUCUCAGCUUAUCAUCAUCAGUACUUCUCCCUCCAGCUGAGUCGAGUUGCAGUGAGGGGUGUGACUUGGCUCUAGCCUCAUACUACGUUGUUCCGGGCAUGAAUCUGAGCUUCAUCGCCCAGCUGUUCUCCAUUCCUGCACAGAAAAUCAUUGCCUACAACCCAACUGCAAUUUUCCCAAACGGGGAUUCCGUCCUUGCAGGAACCAGGAUCAACGUCCCAUUCCCAUGUGAUUGCCUGUCGAUUAACGGCGAAUUGGGGCGCAUGUUUCCGUACACCAUUCGGGAAGGGGACACCCUCUUUAUCAUUUCGAUGUCCUACUAUUCCAGUUUAACCACUUAUCAAUGGUUGCAGAAGUUUAACCAUCUCUCGGACAAGGAUGUUUUUUCCCUGGAUGUAGGGAUGGUGUUGAACGUGAUGGUCAACUGCUCGUGCGGGAAUAGAGAUUUGCCCCAGGGCUACGACUUGUUCAUUACGUAUCCCCUGAGGCCGGGAGAGAGCUUGCAGACGGUGGCAAAUGCGGCUAACGUGAGUGAAGAUUUGGUGCGGAGAUAUAAUCCCGGAAUGAAUUUCAGUGCCGGGAGUGGGUUACUGUAUAUUCCGGGAACAGGAACGAUCCUUUGUUUCGACUGCAGCAAGCUCGAGGAAGUGGUGGAUAUGGUUGCUAGUUGUUCUUGCUUCAGUGAUGUUCCUAAUAACAAAGCCAGUCUAUUACUAGAUGAACUAAGAGAUGUUGUGACACCUUCAAGAGUGAACAAGAACAAUAUAGACAAAAAAAUUAGUCAUGAACUGCAGGUAUUCAGUUUUAAGAGCAUUGUUAUGGCCACAAACAACUUCUCUAAUGCAAGUAUGCUCGGAAUGGGUGGGUUUGGACCAGUUUACAAGGGAACAUUACCUAAUACGCAAGAAGUGGCUAUUAAGAGACUCUCAAAAAGCUCAGGACAAGGUCUUGUGGAGUUCAAGAAUGAAAUUCUAUUGAUUGCCAGACUCCAGCAUACUAAUCUUGUUAGACUUCUGGGUUGCUGCAUUGAAGAAGAUGAGAAAAUUUUAAUUUACGAGUAUAUGCCUAAUAAAAGUUUAGAUUAUAUUUUAUUUGACCCUAAUAGGAAGGAGGUGCUAAGAUGGGGAAACAGAUUGAACAUUAUAGAAGGGGUUGCUCAGGGGUUGCUUUAUCUCCACAAAUAUUCGAGGUUGACAAUCAUUCAUAGAGACCUAAAAAGCAGUAACAUCUUACUGGAUGAAAAUAUGAACCCGAAAAUAUCUGAUUUUGGCAUGGCUAGAAUCUCCGGGAGGCAGGAAACUGAAGCAAACACCAAAAGAAUUGUUGGAACCUAUGGAUACAUGUCUCCGGAGUAUGCCCUGAGGGGAAUUGUUUCAACCAAGAUAGAUGUAUUCAGUUUCGGGGUUCUACUCCUAGAGAUUGUGAGCGGCAAGAAAAACAACAGCUCGUAUCAUUUGGAACACCCGCUAAAUCUCAUUGGUUUGGCAUGGGAGCUGUGGAGAGAAGGGAGAGGUGUAGAGCUAAUGGAUCCAGCAUUGAGUGGAUCCUGCCCAGAAGCAGAAGUAAUGAGGUGUAUUCAAGUGGGAUUGUUGUGUGUGCAAGAUGACGCAAUAUAUAGGCCUUCAAUGUCAACUGUGGUCUCCAUGCUUGCAAAUCAAAGCGCACAGCUACCUUUGCCUAAACAACCUGCAUUUUUCAUUGCAGAGGAAGGUGCCCAGCACUCAGAAACCCAAGAAAAAGAUGAAUGGUUGUCCUUGUCCACUAAUGAAAUCACAGUUUCAGAAGUUGUAGCUAGGUAA